AUGAAUUCAACCCAGCUUACUGGAUUAGAUGCGUUGCAGCAGAAACAAAUCGGAGGUGCGGGUCCUGAUGCUCGCCGGAUGCGCAAGGCAAUUUUUCGCAGAACCAUCGAUUACAAUGCUUCUGUAAUAAAUUAUUUAAAAGAAAGAGUGUGGAAACGCUCCCCUCGGUCCCGACUCGCUUUACAGCCCGAUUACCUAUAUAAUUAUCUGAUGAACCCCCCAAGCGAUUACCUCGAUAAUCCAAUGAACUGUGUUACUGGUAAACUAGUGAGAACUUCGACCAACAAAAACAAGUGCCCCAUUUAUUGUGUUUGUUGGACUCCGGAGGGACGUCGCCUUAUUACUGGCGCCUUCAGUGGUGAAUUUACUCUCUGGAAUGGGCUCACAUUUAACUUCGAAACUAUUUUACAAGCUCAUGAGGCUCAAAUCCGGUGCAUGAAAUGGUCGCACAAUGACGAAUGGCUUCUAACUGCUGAUCAUGCGGGCUACGUGAAGUACUGGCAGGCAAACAUGAACAAUGUUCAGAUGUACCAGGCACACAAAAUGCCCAUUCGAGGGGUCAGUUUUUCGCAAUUCGACUCCAAAUUUGUGACCUGCAGCGAUGACGCCACCGUGCGAAUUUGGGACUUCUUCCGGUGCUACGAAGAACGCGCCCUCCGCGGUCACGGUUCUGACGUCCGAAGCGUCGCCUGGCACCCAUACAAGUCGCUGAUCAUUUCAGGCAGUAAGGACGCCCAACAGCCAAUCAAGUUGUGGGAACCGAAGACUGGAGAAUCUGUCGCUACUCUGUAUGUGCACAAAAACACGUGUACGGACGUAGCCUGGAACAAGAACGGCAAUUGGUUCCUCACGGCCUCACGCGACCACCUCAUCAAGUUGUUCGACCUGCGCUACAUGAAGACGGAGUUGCAGACUUUCCGGGGUCACAAGAAAGACGUCAUGCGUGUCGCCUGGCACCCCUGCCACGAAUGCCUCUUUGCAAGCGGCAGUGCAGACGGCGCCAUUCACUUUUGGUGCACUGGAACCGAAACCGAACUCGGCGCUAUUGACGACGCGCAUGAGAGCAUGAUAUGGAGCCUAGCUUGGCAUCCACUUGGUCACAUUCUUGUUUCCGGCGCAAACGACUUCGCAACGAAAUUCUGGACGCGGAAUCGUCCAGGUGACAUCCUCAAGGACAUUAUUGGCACUGGCAAUGCAGUCGCUUCUACGGGAAUCGCAAAUGUCCUCCCAGCCCUCAAUACAGAAGAUCUAGCGUCGGUUACCCUCUCAAAGGUAGCUUCGACGACCAACGCCAAUAUCAAUGGAGUAGGUGGGUCGUUGGCUAGGGCACUGGCCGACGCGGCUGGUCGUCUACCAAUUUUCGAGUCUGACGACCAAUCAAAUGUUCUGGACUUGGGAAAUAAAGAGGUAGCGGUUGAAAUCCCAGGACUAAAUGAUGGUCCUCCUGGUCCACUUGUUUCCGAGGACGAGCAUGAAUCAGAUGCAACGAAAAGCAAACCCCUUCCGAAUCGUCCUGCUGGGUCCAUAUCCAAGGAAUUCAUGGCUAACUGGUCGAGUUCUCGGGCUGUUCCCAAACCGGGCGUUGUCCUUUCCGCCGUAGCAGCCGCAAAAGAGUCUACUCGGGAAAGCAGUGGAGUUGGAGGAAUGAAUCCGCCCAUUCCAGGUGAGAGCUUAGAAGAGGGUGAAAUAGAAGAUGACCCGACACUUUUGCGUAGCGUUUCUACUCCACUGGUCACUUCCGACAUGUGUAUGAAUCCAAAGGCGAAAGCAGCUGCUUCUGAAGCGGCCGAAUACGACACCCGCUACAAGGGACGCAAGUUCGACUCAGCCGCAAGAGAGGAAGAGAUGCUUGCAUUUGCGAAUAGUCUAAUGCCCCCGUCCCCACCGCACAAAUCUCCACAGGAACCGCCACCACCGAUGCGAUCGAAUGCACCGCCGCCAAAUCAACAACCAUCCUCAAGGUUCGGACCACCUCCCCCACCCCCACCACCGCCGAAAAGGUACAUGCCUGGCCCACCCUCGAGAUAUCCUCAUAGUGGAUAUCCCCCACCGGGGCAAGGUGGACCUCCAUACUGGCGCCAGCCAAUGCCCUUUCGGCCGCCUCAUGAUCAGUGGGGAGGACCUGGUCCUUACAAUGGACCGCCACCUCCGCCCGGAUAUGGCGGACCCCCUCCCCCUAAAAGACCUGCUGUGCCUAGGCCACCACCCCCGCCAAUGCGUCGUGGGUGGUAG
Mesocestoides corti is the source of this 2232-nucleotide messenger RNA. NCBI's taxonomy places the organism in Eukaryota, Metazoa, Platyhelminthes, Cestoda, Cyclophyllidea, Mesocestoididae. The record is from the annotation of a GenBank genome assembly.